GACAGAUAUGGGGGAUACGGGAGUAGCAUUACAACCAUUGGCAACGGAACAGAAUACUCGACCAGAUAGCCAUUUGACUGCCACUUUAUUAGGAAAAAGUCGUUCCAAAGAAACCCUCUUAUCAAGCUCAACUCACAAAUUAUCCAAGGACAAAAGUAAGAGUGUUGACAACACGCUGGCUCUCAAUGCCAUUGCAUCUUCAAAAUUAAAUAUUGCUACGGCAGUGGCAGCUGAAGAAGUCAACGAAUCUUCAGAGGCAAAAGAACAGCGCGAGGCACAUGAGCUUGUUGAUGAGUAUUAUCGGCGGAUUGAAAUGCUUUCACUGCCUGUUGAUAUGCUUAAAAAAGGUCUUUCGCAUAUGGGUCUAGCACCUAUUGGACACAAGUUGGUGUACCAAAAACUCUCUAUCCCGUAUGCUGGACUAAACAACAUUUCAGCACUUCGGGAAUAUCCGUACAUUCAAAAUCUUGAGCUUCAGGGAAACAAUAUUACGGACAUUACUGCUCUUGGAAGCAUGCAAUACUUGGUCCAGAUAGAUUUAUCAAGCAAUCGCCUCACAGAUGUGUUGGCAUUUGAUCCACCGCCUCAUAAUUUGCAGCAGGUGGAUUUAUCAAGAAAUCAAAUCACAACCAUUCGGGAUUUAUCACAGCAUCGAUUUUUAACGUAUCUAAAUCUAGACAGUAAUCUGAUUUGCGAUAUUACAGGACUGUCCGAUUGCAAGAAUUUACGGCAUUUAUGUAUGGCAAACAAUGGUAUUACAUGCAUUGAUGGACUGGUUCAUCUUCCAUUACGAAUGCUGGAUCUAAGAAACAAUCGAAUUACAACAUUAAAGGGUAUAGAAACAUUGCUUAAACUUGAGCAAGUACAACUCAGUAAAAAUGCAAUAGUAUCGGUAGAAGAACUCAAAGAUCAUCCCAGUCUACGGUCGUUAGAUAUUGAAAGCAACUUUAUUGCAGAUAUUGAUCAAGUUUAUAUUUUGGUCACAUUACCCCGCUUGCAUGAAGUUCGAUUGCGCAAUAACCCAUUCACGAAUUUACCUGCAGCGAUCUGGUAUCCAAAAGACCGUGUUGUGCCAAUGCACACCACCACGCAUUAUCCACCAUCUUAUCGACUGAAAACAGUGUUUUUAUUACAAAAACUAACCAUACUAGACUCAUUGCCUGUGUCCCCAGAAGAGAAGGUGGCUGCAGUGAACACGUAUGAUCCUCCACAAAAUGUAAUUGUAGCUGUUCAGCAUGCACAUAUGGAGAAAAAGCAGGCUUGGAGCUAUGCUCGAAUCAGAGGAGAAGAUCUUAUGCGCGCAAGAAGAUUACGACCAUUAGUGCUAUGUGGGCCAAAUGGAGCAGGGAAAAGAACACUUACCAGUCGACUUUUAAAAGAGUUUCCACACAUCUAUGGACUUACUGUCUCGCACACGACACGUCGACCACGACCAGGCGAAGAAAAUGGAGUGCAUUAUCAUUUCGUUAGUAGAAGCGAGAUGGAGAAACUCAACGAAAAAGGAGAGUUUAUUCAAAUUGUAGUUCUUUUUGGUAACAUGUAUGGCACGAGUAUGGAUGCGGUAGACAAGGUCACGAAAGAAGGCAAAAUAUGCAUCAUGGAUCUUGAAUUGGAGGGAUUGUUGGCACUUCGUAAAUCCAAACUAAAACCCAGAUUCAUUUAUGUAACGACACCGAGUAUGGAAGUGCUUCAAGAGAGAUUGCAAGCCAGACUAGACACACCAUCAAUGGCCAACAAGACAACAGAUCUUGAUGCAAGUAACAAUUUUGAAACACCAGAGGAACGCGAUCCAAACGAAGUCAAAGGAUGGUUAGCCAAAGCCAAACAUACACUAGCAGAUCAUGAUGCGACACUAUUUGACUUUACAGUGAUGAAUGAUGAUUUAGAACGAGCGUAUAAGGAAUUGAAAGAAUAUUGUUUAGGAAUGUAUUGGAAGGAUUUUGAAGCAGAAGAGCAAGAAUAAAGAAGAUUUAUUCUAAAAAUGAUAAUUUUAGAAUGAAUUCAAAAGUUU
Molecule: messenger RNA, 2011 nt
Organism: Batrachochytrium dendrobatidis JAM81
Lineage: Eukaryota; Fungi; Chytridiomycota; Chytridiomycetes; Rhizophydiales
Exons: 6
Coding region: 8-1963 (651 amino acids)
Cellular component (GO): cytosol
Molecular function (GO): GMP kinase activity; protein binding
Source: RefSeq, a predicted model, not a curated record